ACCACCACGAUCCAAUCGGGCGACGCAGCGCCAACGUAGCGGCAAAGUUUGGAGGCAGAGAUGUUAUAUAUCUCCAGCCCAUUUAUACCAUGAAUCCGUUGUAGUAACGAUGCAUAGCAACCAAAUAUAUGACGCCAACACAAUCUCUGAAGUUAGCAAACUAACAGGUUGGAUGUGCACCCAGUUAUCAGAAUAUGGACGUUCCAUUCGCCAUGGGUAUUCUCGGCUAACUAGCAACUAAACCAGCAUGAAUGACAAGCUAAGUGUAACAACAGUCACUGUUUUGGCUUGCUAAAGGUUUUAAGUUGACUUUAGGUAUGCAAAGUUAGUUGCAAUGUAGCGUAUCUGUUAAAUAAUAACACACACAUAUAUUGUUCCGUUCGCAAAGUUCCUUUUUUUCUAAAAUGAGCCAAAUCACGAAGCUCGGACUGAGAGGUGAGUCAAGAAACUUGACGUUAGACUCAACCUUGAGAGACUGGACGCAUGUUCCCCCUGAGAGCCCUGAAGCGAUGCCCAAAAACAUGCAGGACCUUAUCUGCGAAUUCAAAACCCUUUAUGAGGAGAAGAUAAAGCGCUUGGACCUUGAGACAUCUGCAACCCCUGAAGAAAAGCUACAGAUGAAAGUGUAUGCCCUGCAGUCUUACGUCAGUGAUCUGACAAACCAGAACCAGGUUCUGGUGGAGGCCGUUGAAGACCUUGAGAAAGAAGCUCAACACAAGGUCUCCAGUGUGGGCAUGAAGCUCCAACCCUCUGACUCUAUCGUUCAUGAGCGGAUGCAGCAGAGGUGGUCCUUGGGGCGCAGUGCGUGCAGCCUACAGCCCACUGGGGACACAGAGUGCAGGUCAGCCGCGAGCAGCAUCACGCCACUCCUCCAGCCGGCAGGACGUGUGCCGCGCAACCCGGAUGUGCCUGAGGUUGAGCUGAGGUUGCCAUCCACGGCUCAGAUGGACGGACGGCCCCGAGGACACACGGACCCGGGGCGGACGGUGGACGUGGAGGCCCAGCGGAGAGCCUGGUGCCCUGGCCUCUCUGGGUGGCCUAGGGAGCUCGACAGGGACUCCCCGGACCAGAGAGAGAUUGUGCGUCUGGAGGAUUGGCCCGGGAAGGCGGAGGGAGAGGGCUGGAGGGUCGGAGCCGAGGCAGCGGCGCUCCAGACCCGCCGCAGGCUGCUAUUAGCGGGCGGAGACCCGGGGAGACACGCCCAGACGGGGCAGGACAGAGGGCUGCAGCGUGUCAGACACUCGGAGCCGGAUGCUGUGCCUCAGUGCAGAGACUCUCAGGGGUCUAUAGAGAGAGCUCUCUACGUGCAGGAGAAACACUGUCAACAGCUGUCCCUGGACAACUCCCAGCUCCCAGACAGCCUGGCUGCACUGCAGAACAAGACCUCUGCGUGGAGGGUGGGCGACCUCAGCAGGAGCCUUGGCCAGGAGAGACAGCCGGUCCAUGACCAGCUACAGAGCACCAAGGAGAGUCAUCAGGUCCAGGACCAGCUACAAAGAACCAAUCAGGAGAGCCCUCAGAAACUGCAGGUCCAGGACCAGCUUCAGAGCCCCAACCCAGAGAGCACCAACCAGGAGAGCUGGCAGGUCCAGGACCAGCUACAGAGCACCAAUCAGGAGAGUCAGCAGAAUCAGCAGAUCCAGGAGCAGCUACAAAAGGCCAACCAGGAAGUGGGCCGCCUGCGACAGGAACUGGCACAACUGCGUCACACUGCCGAAAAAAAGAUCCAGCGGAGGGAGGUCAAGCUGGCUGCCCUGGUGAAGGAGCUGGAGGAGAGGAAGAAGCUGGGAUCUGACUGUCAGAAAGAAUUGCCGUGCACACAGAGCUCCUCGGAGCGGCUGCAGCGGGAGGCGGCCCGGCUCCGAGCCAAGAUGGAGGAGCGCGGCCGGGUCUGCGCGGGCCUCGCUCGGGACAAAGAGCGAUUAGAGAGGGACCUGGCCCGCGGCCACGAGGACCGCCGCGCCGCCCACCUAGAGGUGAGGAGCAGAGAACAGCUGAUCAUCCAGCUGAGAGCAGAGAUGAAGGCCACUCAGCAGACUCACCACAGGACCCUGGAAGAGAUGUCCGCCCUGCAGAGGGAAGUCAGCCGUCUGACCGAGGACAUGGGAGGGCGGCAGGAGGAGACGUGUCUGCUGAGAGGGAAGGUCAGGGAGCAGGAAGAGAUUGCAGAACAGAAGGAGAAGGAACGAGUUCAGCUCCACCUCCAGCUGUGUGGCAGCCAGCAAACAGGUACGGUCCCAGGCGGAGUCCGUCCGCCAGUUGACCUCUGACCUAGAAGCGGUCAAAGCGGCCCACGCGGCGGACGCCGACCACUGGGGCCGGAGACGAGGCCAGCUGCACAGCCGGUCCGAGCAGGUCAGCGCCCAGCUCGCCCAAUCAGAGGCCAGGCUCAGAGAGAGCGAGGCCGAGGUCACCAGUCUCAAGGAGAGCUUGGUCCGGGCCAAGGCGGGUCGGAGGGAAGCCGCAGACAAGGCUUAUGAAGGUCUGAUGAAGACGAGGGACGCAGAGUUGGAAUCUACACACCGUCAGUUGGUAGGGUCUCGUGAGGACCUGAAGGAUGCCAAAGCGUGCGCCCCGGAAACACGAGGAGGAGCGUGGCCAUAUUCAAGCAGAAGUACGCUGUUGCCAUAGAGAAGAUGCAGCAGUGUUCAGGGCCAGGCGGACUGCAUGGAGGAGGAGCUGUGCUAUUCACAGCAGCAGCUAAGAGACUCCCUCUUAGUAACGAGUGCAGCCAAGGCACAGCUUGGCCGAGCUGGAUGGGCAGUACCGGGAGAUGUUCAGCCAAUGGGAGCACUCAAAAGAGGCCCAGGCCCAGCUGACGGACGAGCUGCAAGCCAAUCAGAGUCAGCUGAGAGAGAGCCAGGCCAAAGUGUGCCUGAGUGAGGGCCUCGUUGUGGCAUUGAACAAACAGGUGGACGAUCUGA
Molecule: messenger RNA, 2924 nt
Organism: Gadus morhua (Atlantic cod)
Lineage: Eukaryota; Metazoa; Chordata; Actinopteri; Gadiformes; Gadidae
Product: trichohyalin-like
Exons: 15
Coding region: 405-2270 (621 amino acids)
Biological process (GO): spermatogenesis
Cellular component (GO): sperm head-tail coupling apparatus
Source: RefSeq, a predicted model, not a curated record